Molecule: messenger RNA, 4829 nt
Organism: Periophthalmus magnuspinnatus
Lineage: Eukaryota; Metazoa; Chordata; Actinopteri; Gobiiformes; Gobiidae
Product: transmembrane protein 132D
Exons: 10
Coding region: 384-3971 (1195 amino acids)
Source: RefSeq, a predicted model, not a curated record
GCUGUCAAGGGAUCGAGACUCGUGUGACUGUGGCUGUCCCGCCGUGCCAGCUCGGGUCGUUCUGUCUGGAGGAAAAAAAAAAAGAAAAGCAAAACAUCUCUUCAUUUGGAUGUAAGCAAAGGGGAGGCAGAGGCCGCGGUUGUAAAUUGGAGCGAGGAAACUCUGCGGGGCCAGGAGGACGAUCAAUACACUUUUUUUUUCAUUUGAUACCGCUUGUCCUCACUCAGAUGUGAUAACGUUAGCUGACACGGGACAAUGGAACGGUUUGUAUUCGGUGUAUUUCUUUUUUGAAACGAGCGCAGACACGUCUCCAAAAUCACACCUUGGUGCUCACUGUAGCGCAGCGCAAAGUGGAGGACAACUUCACUCCCAACUUCACUGGAAUGAUGCGUGGCUUUUAUCCUCCUCUGCUCCUGGGUGUCGGGAUUUUCUGUGCUGUGUGCAAAGUGUCGGAAGGCCAGGAGGUAGUGGAUGACUCUCCAUCUCCAGUUUAUUCCUCCAUCAUAUUCCAAGUGGGCCAUGUAGACCAUGUGUUUGUGCAGCAGAACAGGCCUGAGGCAGCAGCUAACUCCAUCCUCAAGUCUCAGACACAGAGCUUCCUCAUCACUGGCUCCAGAGCUGGGCCCCUUCAGCCAGCAGUUAAUGCUUCCUAUGGACCCCUGUCUGUAGAUGCUCCCAUCACUCCAGACCUGCUCCUCAGUGGAUACAAGAUCCAGCCAGUCAUCUUAACGCGCCAGGUGCGUUCCUCCUCACCUGUGGUGAAAAUCCUGUUCCACAUGUCUUCACAGGGGGACAUCUCUGUGGCAGAAGGCAUCAGGAGUGAAGGCAGUGGAGCUAAGAGCAAAGAUGGGGCUCAUUGUGUGACCGCCUACGCCUUUUGGGAGACCAGAGAAGUCCGUGGGGCAUGUUGGGUAUCUCCUGGUGGUUUCUGUGUGGCUCAGCUAAAGCCAGAACCAGCGUGGUUCAGCUCUUCCAGCCGCUCGGGCAGCUCCAGUGGAGAGACAGGGAGGAGCGAGGGCGUGCGUGGGCUCCAGGGGAACCAAGCGGAGGUGUACUUCCAAAGCCGCAGUGAGCUGACAGGCCCAUGCACCCCUCAGGACAGCCUGCAGAGACUGUGGGUGGGCCGGGCCAGAGCUCCUCAGGGCUCAGGGACACCCAUGAGGCGCAUAGGGAGUGUCACCCUGCUCCGGACACCACCAGGAAACCCCACCUAUCUGCGACUCAGGCUGGGAGGAGCUGUGGUCAUCCAGACCUCGUCCAAACCACUGAAGACCACUGAUGUAGCCACCUUUUACAUUUUCUUGGCCAGCAUUUCUACCUUGGAGAACUUUACUCUGAGGGCGACAGUGAAGAGCGGCCUGUCCUUCAACGCUGCUCGCCCCAGUGACUCUGCUCUGUGGGACAUCGUGGUAGAACCGGGCCUCGGCGCCACUCCCUACACCGUCUCCGUCUUCUGCCAGAGGAAAGUGGCUGUGACUGCAAAGAGGGGUCUUCUGGAGGUCUUGCAGCUGGACUUUGUGCCCAGUGAUAUUGCAGAACACAUUGAGAGUCAGAUGAUCUCGUGGCGUUUGGAGAUUCCAGGAAAUGUGAAAGAUGUGGGCCUGAUCCGAAUGUACACGGCACAAAGAGACUAUGUGGGCCUUGCUCCGCUGGUCAUGAACGCUGAUGUUUUAAACACUGCGGUGCUGACAGGUAAAAAUGUGUCUGUCCCCGUGAAGACUCUGGCAGUGGAAGCAGACGGCUCUGUGACCGAUGUAACCAAAUACACCAGCUGCACAUCCAUGCAGCAGGACGUGCUCAAGGUCUCGGAGCGCUGUGACUAUGUCUAUGUGGAUGGUAAGGAGACGAUGGGGAGGAGCUCAGUGAUGGUCAACUUCACUUAUGGUUUCCUGAGCGCACAGCUGGAGAUGAGAGUGUGGAUGCCACGUCUGCCCAUGACUAUCCAGAUAGCCGACCCAGAGCUGAGUCAGAUCAAGGGCUGGAGAGUUCCCAUCACCACGGGCAGCAGGAGGUCAAACUGGGACAGCGAGGAGGAGGAGGAGAUGAGGAAGGGCAGAGGCUGCAUGCUGCAGUACCAGCACUCUCCCAUACGAGUGCUAACUCCUUUCAUAGCCCAGUCUGACGCAGAAACCCUACCUGUACCUCCGACUCAAGAGGAGCCCGUGGAGUACUUCAUGGGACCAGACUGGCAGGUGGAUGUGACCAGUCUUGUGCACAGUUCUGUGAAAGUAGCAGAUCCAGAGGUCGCCAGAGUGUCUGAUGGUGUAAUCCUGCAAGGACGAGCUGUGGGCACCACCACUGUAAUGGUGGUAUCCCCAGUCACUUCCUCUGUGCUGGCAGAGAGGACCAUCAGGGUAGUGGAUGAUAAAGUCAGUGUGACAGAGCUUGGUGUACAGCUGGUCUCGGGGCUUUCUCUGUCUCUGCAGCUCAGCCCCGAAGGCAACAGGGCAAUAGUCGCCACGGCAACUAUCCGGGAGGUCAUUACACAGCUCAAACAGGAAGCAGUGGUCACCUGCUGGGUCCAUUUCAGCGAUGGGGCGGUUGUUCCUUUGGACCUGUUUGAGCGCUCUCUCUACUCCUUGAGCGUCAGCACUCCUGAUGACAGAGUGGCUACUGUACGCCGCACCCCACAACACACAUUUGUACUGGCUCAAAGUCAAGGGGAGGGCCAGGGUGCGCUGGUCCGUGUGGAGCUGAGGAUCUGUGAGGACUGUCAGAAGUCCAAGAGGAAGAGCAAACUGGUGGUGGGCACUGGUCUGCUCCAGAUUAACUUUCCGAGUAACAGCAUAUCUGCAGAUGAAGAUGAGAUAGGGAUAGGCACUGACAGCGUUAAAGGUUCCCCAUCAGAAGUGGUGGGCGAGAUUAAAACAUCCCAGCGUGCUGUAACAGAUGGUGAUAAGCGCUUGUUUCAGAGCACAGUAACUGAUCCAACCACUCCUGUGGAAAUAACCGCUUCCACCAUUCUAUCCACCAGAUCUGUGCUGCCACAUGUCAUAUGGAUCAGUAAUACCAGCAGGGCCACCAGAGCCACUACAUAUGCUGCAGCCACCACAGUCACAACAGUUAGCCCCACACUCAAUACACCACAGAGUAUCACCAAGCCCACCACAACAGCAGCAGUAACAGUGAAAGAAGGUGGCAAAAGCUUCGGUAGUAUGGUUGAAAAGUCUGAUUUACCUGCUAACAAGGACAUAACUAAAGCUGAGCUAACCCCUAAGAAGGAGCCACCCAGAUCCAAAACUCCUACUUUUAUCGAAAGUGAUCUGAUAAGGACAUUCCGCUCCAUGUCUGACAUAGAAAUAGGCAUGUACGCUCUGGUUGGAGUAUCAUGUGUGGCCAUUUUAGCUUUCCUGCUCAACUGUGCUUCUUACACCUUGUGCUUUCGUAAUCAGAAGACACCUAUACAGGCCCCGCCUCCUCCCCCAGGCGACCCUAAAGAUCAUAAGCAUGACUGGGUGUGGCUGGGGAGCGGCAACAACCACCACCGCAACCCACCACCGCCAGGUACUCCAGCCCCCGUGGGUACGCUGAAGCGAGAGCGCUCUCUAGAGUCACGCCAUUCAGUUGACUCAAUGGGACAUCACCAUCAUCAUAACAUGGAAAAUAGCAUACCGACAGUGACCAUGCCUGCUAUCCCAGAGAGAACUGCCACACUGGGGAGGUGCCGUACAACCUCCCAGCAGCAGUUACCAGGCAAGCCCAUCGACCCCAUGGCUAACCGCUCAGCCACAUUGCUAUCCACACCACACCGUACCGAGCCGCUGCACUCGCCAACCAGUAAGAGAAACCAGGUCCAGUUUACCACCUUCACCACACUGGACAUUAAGCACUUGGCUGCCCUGAAGAAAAAUGGUGUAGACCUAAAUUGGGCUAACCAGCAGGUGCAGCCACCCCCACCACCUCCAGAACCUCAGACACCCCUCCCUGACAUGCCCUGGCCUGUAGUGACACCCGUGGGAGAGCCCCAGUGAGCAGAUUGGAACUGGAUAAUAUGUACCAGAGCUUGUGUCCAAAAAGGCUUUUGUAAAUGAAAUGGAAAAAUAAAUUGUUUCUGGCUGAUGUGUUUAUUGACAAAGACUGUAUGAAUAGAAUGUGUAAAUAAUCACUGUAAUGACAUUUAAAUACAGUGGGAAAGAAAUACAUAAUAUAUUACAGUGACAGCAGUUUGAAAUGUUGAAACAUUUUUAUGUGAAGAUUUUUUAUGUACUAUGACAAUAAUACAACAAUAUUGUAAAUAGUCCUAUAUUUAUACAGUGUUAUUCUCUGCCUAACUUAUACUUACUUACACAUGAUUCUUUGGUUUUUGUACACUCUGACCUUUUCUUUCCUCAAACAGCAGAUGUAUUUCUGAUUGUCAGGGUGAAUGUACUAAAGCAGGGUGAUUUCUUGUAAAUGAUUCUAUGUUUUGUUUCCAGCUUUUCUUGUUUUAAUAUUUGAGUCCUCCAGAGAAUACCUGAAGAGUGUGUGCAAUUUGUCAGACAAUAUGCAGCGUUUAUUAAGUUACUGGCAACAGUUUUACCAUAUUCUGGGCUGGAUUUAUUCAAAUCAAGUGCGUGUUAUGCAAAUAUAGUCAGUGCAGACUUUAAAAUGGACACUUUUUUGAAUUUCUUAACAAAGUUACCCUGGCCUUCCUCCUCUCCAGGGGAGUUUGCUACUCCAGAUUGUCUAUUGUUGGCCUCCCAAAACAGGAAUGCAAAUUUCACAGUGACUGAUUUGUAUGUGUAAAUGAGAAACUAUGAUGCCUUUUCUAUGUAAAACACCUACUUUUAACCAAACUGUGAUGUAUUUCCUACACUGGCCUAUCAAUAAAGACCUAAUGGAGACAGUGG